Molecule: messenger RNA, 3390 nt
Organism: Brassica napus (rape)
Lineage: Eukaryota; Viridiplantae; Streptophyta; Magnoliopsida; Brassicales; Brassicaceae
Exons: 11
Coding region: 1-3390 (1129 amino acids)
Biological process (GO): DNA repair; telomere maintenance
Molecular function (GO): DNA helicase activity
Source: RefSeq, a predicted model, not a curated record
AUGGAAGGAAGGAAUGUUCCACCUAAUACACAUUCCUUAUAUCAGCAAAUCAGCUCUGACAUGGAAGUUAUAUUCGGGAUUUUCCUUUUAGGACUUGAUAUUUUGACUAACCAAACAUCAGACUCACCAAAACAGAGCAGCUGUUUGACGAAUUUGACAUCAAUUGUCGAUGAAACUGGCAAACUUGAAUUUGAUUGUAGCUCUCUAGAUACUACUGAUUCAGAAUAUGAAACUGACGAUGUUGAUGGACCUUCGUCUACAGCAACUACAAAAGGACAAAACAAAGAUGAAACUGAUGAAGGUGAUCCAAAAUAUACAUGUUCACAUUGUGGUGCAAUGAUGUGGUUGAUGGAAGGUGAUGAUUCAAAAAGCAAGCAUUUCCAGAAGAAUAUGAGACCUUAUAACAUGAUUUUUUCAUUUACUUCACUUGGUGGGAAAGUAGAGAGAUCUGCUCAAAAGGGAAAAGGACCACCAAUGUUGGUUCUACAAGGUGAAAAUCAUCAUCUGAUCGGCAGCUUAACUCCUAAUAAUGACAGUCAAGCAAAGUUCGGACAGCUUUACAUAGCUGACACAGAAAAUGAAACCAAUAAGAAGGCUAAUCUGAGGAAAGAUAUUAUUGAGAAGUUGAUGAAGAUGUUGGAUGAAGUGAAUCCAUGUGUUAAGAAGUUUAGAACAGCGAGAGGUCGAUUUAAAAUACAACCAGAAGAUUCAUUUCAUAUGAGGAUUGUAAGUGAUCGAUCUAAGGAUGGGAGGACAUAUAAUACUCCCACAGCUUCUGAAGUUGCUGCUCUCAUACCAGGAGAUUUAUCUCUAGAUAUGGAUAACAUGGAUACUGUACUACAACAAAAAUCAGGAAACCUACUGCGAAUAAGCGAGAUACAUGCUUCUUAUCUUGCCAUUCAAUACCCUCUGUUAUUUACUUACGGAGAAGAUGGAUUCAGACUUGGUAUCAAGAAAGGUGUAACAAAAGCUACAAAGAAACAAAAGAAGCCUAAUAUAAGUAUGCGGCAGUUCUUUGCUUUCCACCUUCAUGAACGUAAGAAUGAGUCUCAUUCUCUGUUGCAUUCGAGAAGACUAUUUAAGCAGUCCUUGGUGGAUGCCUACACUACUAUAGAGUCUAAUCGGCUACGCUAUCUGAGAUUUAAUCAACCUACUUUGCGAUCUGAUAGUUAUGACUCUAUCAAAGACUCUGAGAAUGCAGGAAAGGUUGAUAUGAGUGAUCAAGGAUCAGAGUUCGUGUCACCAGCUUCAUUCAUAGGGAGUCCUAGAUAUAUGAAGAAUCUUUACUUGGAUGCUAUGACCGUAUGUAAGAAUUUUGGAUUUCCAGAUCUUUUCAUUACUUUCACUUGUAAUCCGAAAUGGUCGAACAUCACAAGAUAUGUUAAGUCUCAGAAGGUAAAGGCAGAAGAUAGAUCAGAUAUUGUUUGUAGGAUCUUCAAGAUGAAGCUUGAUUCAUUGAUGGAUGACUUAACCAAAAAAAAUCUUCUUGGAAAGACUGUUUCAUCAAUGUACACAGUCGAGUUCCAGAAACGUGGUCUACCACACACACACAUUCUCUUAUUCAUGGAUCCUUUGCACAAGUUUUCUACAACCGAUGACAUUGACAAUAUCAUUUCUGCGGAGAUUCCUGAUAAAUUGGAAGAACCUGAGCUUUAUGAAGCGUAUCCUAAACCAUUUGCUGAGAAUACCACUAUUAAUAAAGAAGGAUUUCCCGUUUUUACGAGGCGAGAACAGUCAGAGAACUUUGUCCUCAAGAAUGGAUUGAAAUGUGACAAUCGGUUUGUUAUUCCAUAUAACAAGAGACUAUCUCUAUGUUUCCGAGCUCAUAGUAAUGUGGAGUGGUGCAACCAAGAUGGAUCUAUCAAGUACUUAUUCAAGUACAUAAAUAAGGGACAAGAUCGUGUGACUAUUGCCGUGGAACCGCCAGAUCACAUUGUCUCUAACGAGUUGAGCAAUGAAGAGAUUACUAUGGAAAAUAUAGAAAAGAAAAGAAAUGAACUGAAGUACUUUUUCGAUUGCAGAUAUGUGUCUUCUUGUGAAUCAGCUUGGCGAAUCUUCAAAUUUCCUAUUCACUAUCGAUCAACUGCUGUCGAGAAGCUUAGUUUUCAUCUACCAGGAAAACAAGUGAUUACUUUUAAGGGAAAUGACAAGCUGAAAGCAGUGAUCAGUUGUAAGCUCAUUAAAAAUACAAUGUUCUUAGCAUGGUUCGAGUUGAAUAAAAUCGAUGAGUUUACAAGAACACUAACUUAUGCUCAGAUUCCUAUCUUCUAUAUCUUUGACAAGCGGUCUAAGAAGUUCAAGAAGUGGAAAAGAGAUUUCUGUUUAGGAAGAAUAAAUUAUGCUCCUCGGAAACAAAAAACCGCUUAUUUCUUGCGCAUAUUGUUGAACAUUGUCAGAGGGCCUACCAGUUAUGAUGACAUUAAUACCUUUGAGGGAGUUCUCUAUCCUGAAUACAAAGAUGCGUGUUUUGCUCAUGGAUUAUUAGAUGAUGAUCAGGAGUACAUUGAUGAUCUUGUAAGGAGAAGCUACGAAUGCUCUGCAAGUGAUCUAGGAGAGGUGUUUGUUAUUAUGCUUAUGAGAUUAUUGUUGAGUGACGACGACAAAAAGAAGUAUGCUUUACUAGAGAUUGAGAAGCUCUUGAGAUGUAAUGGUACGUCUCUACCAAGAUUGACGAAGAAGCCAAAGCUGCCAAAGACAAAUGAGCAAAAGGAAAUUUAUGAUCGGAUCCUUGCUGCUGUGAAUGAAAGAAAUGGUGGAAUGUUUUUUGUUUAUGGAUUUGGUGGAACUGAUAAAACCUUUCUCUGGAAGUUAUUUUCUGCAGCUAUUAGAUGUCGAGGACAUAUUGUUCUAAACGUUGCAUCAAGUGGCAUUGCUUCUUUAUUACUACCUGGUGGUAGGACUGCUCAUUCAAGAUUUGGUAUUCCAUUAAAUCCAGAUGACUUUUCAUUGUGUACUAUGGAGCCUGGAACUGAUCAAGCUAAUUUGGUAAAAGAAUCCUCACUUAUUAUAUGCGACGAAGCGCCGAUGAUGGGCAAACAUUGUUUUGAAGCUUUGGAUAGGAGCUUAUCUGAUAUAGUUGGGAAGCAUGCAAACCACCCAUUUGGUGGAAAGUUUAUUGUCUUCGGGGGUGACUUUAGGCAGGUUCUUCUUGUUAAAAACAGAGCUGGUAGGGCUCAGAUAGUCUUUGCUUCUCUGAAUUCGUCAUAUCUUUGGGAGUACUGCAAAGUUCUGAAGCUCACCAAGAACAUGUGUUUGUUAUCGAAUGGUUUGUCACCAGAAGAGGCUGCAGAUCUUAGGGAUUUUUCGGAUUGGAUAUUAAAAAUUGGAGAUGGUAAACUUGCAGAGCCUAAUGAUGGUGAAGCGGAUAUAAAUUAUGUUGAUUUUUAUUAG